Messenger RNA from Gongylonema pulchrum, 282 nucleotides. The record is from the annotation of a GenBank genome assembly. Lineage: Eukaryota; Metazoa; Nematoda; Chromadorea; Rhabditida; Gongylonematidae.
AUGUUUGAAUGGAUUCGACGGCACUAUGCGCUUACCAAUCAGCGGCUACUGGAAAUCGGCGACUGCGAGCAGUCCACAUCGAUGCUGCUCGCCGAGCACUGUGACUUCUUAAAAGCAGCCAGUGUCAGUCCUCAUGUUUUCAUCCACCGGCGGGAGGAAGGAAGGCCCUGUUUCGGUCAAAAAGCGGAGGGGUUUGUUGAAUGCAUUGUCCGAGUGCAUUUUCGAUUCGCUUCCAAACAUACCAUUGUUGUUGUAUGCUUUCACUGUUCAUUUACUGAAUAA